Megalops cyprinoides (Indo-Pacific tarpon) is the source of this 2243-nucleotide messenger RNA. Its product is annotated as T-box brain protein 1. The transcript has 6 exons. Gene Ontology annotation, cellular component: nucleus. NCBI's taxonomy places the organism in Eukaryota, Metazoa, Chordata, Actinopteri, Elopiformes, Megalopidae. The record is from RefSeq and is a predicted model, not a curated record. Gene Ontology annotation, biological process: regulation of transcription by RNA polymerase II; positive regulation of DNA-templated transcription; commitment of neuronal cell to specific neuron type in forebrain. The coding region runs from base 45 to 2075 and encodes 676 amino acids. Gene Ontology annotation, molecular function: DNA-binding transcription factor activity, RNA polymerase II-specific; RNA polymerase II cis-regulatory region sequence-specific DNA binding.
GAUAUCUCACAAAGGUUGCGUGCAUCGCCGUUUGCAAUUGAACUAUGCAGUUGGAGCAUUGCAUCUCGCCUUCAGUCAUGCUCUCAAAGAAAUUUCUGAAUGUGGGCAGUGGCUAUCCCGGCGCGGACGGAUCUGAGCUCGCCUUGCAGGACCAUCCUAUUAUAGCCCUAACUGACAACCUGGAGAGAAGUUCACCUCUGAAAAAAAUUUCCAGGGGGAUGACGAAUCAGCUAGAGGCAGACAAUUUCCCUGACUCCAAGGACGCACCAGGGGACGUCCAGAGAAGCAAAGUCUCUCCUGUUCUGGACGGAGUCGCGGAAAUUCGUCACAAUUUCGAUGGAUCUGCUGCAGAAAGGUACCUCCUGUCUCAGUCUAACCAACCCCAGCCAGUCUCUGCCUCUCCUAGCGCCAUGUUCCCUUACCCGAGUCAGCAUGGACCAACGCAUCCAGCUUUUUCUAUUGGGAGUCCGAACCGCUACAUGGCUCAUCACCCGGUCAUAACCAAUGGAGCGUACAACAGUCUCUUGACCAACACCUCUCCACAAGGUUACCCAACCGCGGGCUACCCUUACGCGCAGCAGUAUGGACACACUUACCAAGGGGGCGCUUUCUACCAGUUCUCCUCGGCGCAAGCCGGGCUUGUGCCCGGUAAGGCUCAGGUCUACCUGUGCAACAGGGCUUUGUGGCUAAAGUUUCACAGGCAUCAAACAGAAAUGAUCAUCACCAAACAAGGAAGACGGAUGUUUCCAUUUUUAAGUUUUAAUAUUUCUGGUCUUGAUCCGACGGCACACUACAAUAUUUUUGUGGACGUAAUUCUGGCCGACCCCAAUCACUGGAGAUUCCAAGGAGGAAAGUGGGUUCCAUGUGGCAAAGCGGACACAAAUGUGACAGGGAAUCGGGUUUACAUGCACCCGGACUCUCCGAACACCGGCGCGCACUGGAUGCGCCAGGAAAUAUCGUUCGGAAAACUCAAACUAACAAAUAACAAAGGCGCAUCGAACAACACGGGCCAGAUGGUCGUCCUGCAAUCCCUUCAUAAGUACCAGCCCAGGUUACACGUGGUGGAGGUGAACGAGGACGGAACCGAGGAUUCCAGUCAGCCCGGGCGGGUGCAAACGUUCACUUUCCCGGAAACGCAAUUCAUCGCGGUCACAGCUUACCAAAACACCGAUAUUACGCAGCUGAAAAUCGAUCACAAUCCAUUUGCAAAAGGGUUUCGGGACAACUACGACACCAUCUACACAGGCUGCGACAUUGACCGGUUGACACCAUCGCCUGGUGACUCGCCUCGCUCUCAGAUCGUGCCUGGUGCGAGAUAUGCCAUGGCUGGUUCUUUCCUGCAGGACCAAUUUGUCAGCACUUAUGCCAAAUCCCGCUUCCACCCUGGCGCCGGGACCGGUCCUGGCACGGACCGCAGCGUCCCCCUUAGCAACAGCUUGCUAUCCCCGCAACAAGCCGAGGAGACCGCAGCAGCCUCCCCGCAGCGAUGGUUUGUCACCCCUGCCAACAAUCGACUGGACUUUGCCGCCUCGGCAUACGAUGCCGCCGCCGCUGCUGAUUUCGCCGGUAACGCGGCCACCCUGCUGUCUUACGCAGCUGCUGGAGUCAAGGCACUUCCACUGCCCACAGCGGGGUGCUCAGGUAGACCUCUGGGUUAUUACGCCGAUCCCUCGGGGUGGGGCACACGCACGCCGCCCCAGUAUUGCAGCAAAUCCGGCUCGGUUCUGUCCUGCUGGCCCUCAAAUUCUGCCGGGAACAGGACUGGCGCUUCAACGUAUCUGGUGGACGAGCCGGACACCAUCGCGACGGAACGGUCUCCCCUGGGUGGGUCCGAAGACGCCAAACCAAAAGACCUGUCGGAGUCGAGCUGGAUAGAGACACCUUCCUCAAUAAAGUCAAUCGAUUCGAGCGAUUCUGGAAUUUUUGAGCAGGCGAAACGGAGGCGGAUAUCGCCGUCUGCCACGCCGGUUUCGGAAACCUCGUCCCCGUUAAAAAGCGAAAUGCUAACGCCGCGGGAAUGCGAGAAAAACUGCCCCAAAGACAUUGGUUACUACAGCUUCUACCCACAUAGUUAGGAAAUGACAGUACACGUACACCUAAGGUCAUUUCAUUUUUUAAAGGGAAACUGACAAAUGUAAAAAAUAUUUUUAAACGUAGCUGCAUGAAUUGCAUAUUUAUUAUCCACUCGUUAUUUAUUUAUUUAUUUAUUUAUUUGUUUGUUUGUUUGUUGCUCAUUUGCAUAC